This is a messenger RNA of Stylophora pistillata, 1128 nucleotides long. RefSeq lists its product as uncharacterized. NCBI's taxonomy places the organism in Eukaryota, Metazoa, Cnidaria, Anthozoa, Scleractinia, Pocilloporidae. The record is from RefSeq and is a predicted model, not a curated record.
AUGUUUGAUCUGCAUUCGAGCAAGGUCUUACCGCCAAGAAUUCAGCGCUUGGCAUGGCGUUCGCACCAAUAUGACUUUCAAGUUGCGCACAUCUCGGGAAAUUCUGACACAGCAGACUCGCUGUCACGUUUGCCAUCUACAAACAAUGAUUCCUCAGACAGUGGCUUUGUUUACGAAAAUUAUGUACGAUUUGUGUACACGUCCAACAUGUCAGGUCUGCAAGCUGUCACCCUCUCUGACAUGAAAGUACAGACAAGCAAAGAUGCCACGCUUAGCAAGCUGCGUAGCCAAAUUCAAAGCGGAACAUGGUCGAGCGACCAACAACUAAAAGCUUACAGCGGAAUUAAAGAAGAGUUGACAAUUUUUGAAGGAGUUAUACUUAGAGGAAAUCGCAUUGUUGUUCCGCAGUCGGUACGAAAACAAAUUCUAAAACUAGCACAUGAAACGCAUCAAGACAUAGUUAAAACUAAGCAAUUCCUUCGUGCGCGUUCCUUUUGGCCCGGCAUGGACCAAGAUGUUGAAACUCUGAUUAAGGGAUGCAGUGCUUGUGUUGUAAACCAGCCGCUUAACAAAUGCACACCAGCUCAACCGACCCCGUUACCUCGUGGUCCGUCGAUUAAAAGAGCAGUCGAUCUCGUUGGACCUAUUGAUGGUAAGCAUAUCCUGACUUACAUCGACCACUACUCCUCCUAUCCAGAAGCAUGCAUCAUCAAAGAGAUAACUUCCCGUGAAGUUAUUAAAGCACUGACAGCUAUCUUUGCUAGAUUUGGAUACCCAGAAGAACUUGUUACUGACAACGGCAAACAAUUUAUCAGCGCAGAAUUUGAAGCGUAUCUAAAUGCAUGUGGCAUUCAGCACAUUCGCGUGUCUCCGUAUUACGCGUGUAGCAAUGGGAAACUAGAAAUUACUAAUAUUAAUAAUAAUAAUAAUAGUAAAGCCGAUGGCAUCUCUGCUUUUCGUUUUGUCACCAAGAUUCCUCAAUCCAUAUUCAUCGCGGUAGUCUUAAUUUUUUUUAAGGAUUUCUCCUUAUUUAGGGCGAAAUCCAAAAGAGAUAUUAAGAUCAGUGUUAGAAAUGACUGUAGUAAACGCUUAGGCGUUAAUCGCGGAAGCAAAUGGGUCACAUUUUAA